AUGUUCAGGCCUUAAUCCUCAGAAGAAACACAGAUGCAAAGGCAGCAGUGGGCAAGGAAAUCAACAAGCUACACAAGAUAAAGAAACACUUCAGUGACGAAUGUUUCCAAGUGUUCACAGUGAGCUCCAAUGAGUUUCUGAAACAAAACGUUCUCAGUCCAGAGAAUACUGAAAUCCCCAAGCUUCAGGAGUUUUUGCAAAAUCUCAAUGACUCUCACUCAGAGACCUUAAUCUACAUUUCUAGAGCUAAGGGGAUCCUCUCUUUGAUUGAAGGAGCCAGGCUGACAAAAGCACCUGGAAAAAACAAAGAUGUAUGUGAAGAGCUUGACAGCCACAUAGCCCUUCAUCUUUAUCAAGUCAAAACAGCAAUGGAAAAAGCUUCACACGUUUUUGAAUCUUGCCUGAAAGAGGGCGUAAAAAAUUCCAAACACUCAUGUGAUAAAACGUUGAAUCACUUCUUAUUUCCUCGGGGAAAGACAGGUAGUGGUUAUCACGGAACAUUAAAGUGUGUUUUCAAAAAUGGCGGAGUCUACAAACCUAAAAAUGGAAAAGAGAUAAACCUCAACAUGAAACUCACUUCAUUCCUGACUGACAGCAUCGAUGAGGAAUUCAGGAAGACUUUCCCAAAUGAACAAAAAUGUGGUCCAUUUAAUGGAGUCAUCAACAACUUUUCACUCGACACCGAAAGUCUGAAGCACACGUACAAAGAUGUAAAACUGCAGCUGAUAUUUCUCGAGACAGAGGAGGAAAAAAUUAAGACAAAACUAAACAAAAGGAUUCGAGACCAAAAGAAAAUAAUCUACAGCAGUCUGACGCAGACAAUUGAGGAAACCAUGCAAGAGUGCUAUAAAAUGGCAGGAGGGUACUCAGGUCCUGGUAUGCUGGAGAAAAUGAGAGAAACACUAGUAAAACAUGUUCAUGAAUCAAAGGAUACCAUGUUUGAGAAGGCUAAAGAUGUCAUGUUGAACCACCUCCUGAGCUUAAGGGUGGAAAUCCUGAGCACAAUGAUGGACACAUUGAAAAACUCCAUUGAACUCUCCCUCAGGACUGAUGGACACUCAAUUCCAGAUGUUUCAACAGAGCUCACAAUGCAUGCUGCAAUGGCAAGGACUCCACACACCGCCACCCAAGCCAUUACCCCCAAGCGUAUCAGAGCAGACACCACCAAGCCCUGUACCCACAUUGGACCCCCCGACCCCACACCAAGACAGGAUCAACUCACCCGCAUGGGCAGACAGCCCCUGCAACCACACAAAUGCACCACAUCACCGCCGCUGCAACGUCAGCCCAAGGAGAACCACCAACCAGCUCAGCUCCACCGUCACUGCUUAGCCAAUCCAAAUGGUGGUGACUACACAUCCAAAAAAGGGGGCCACCCCAGUGCAUGUACAAGACGCACUGCAAUGCCCCACCCACCCGAAUGCGACAGCAGCCCGGCGGACCAGAGCCACAGAAGGAAGUAA
Molecule: messenger RNA, 1463 nt
Organism: Girardinichthys multiradiatus
Lineage: Eukaryota; Metazoa; Chordata; Actinopteri; Cyprinodontiformes; Goodeidae
Exons: 11
Coding region: 369-1463 (364 amino acids)
Molecular function (GO): GTPase activity
Source: RefSeq, a predicted model, not a curated record